This is a messenger RNA of Cynara cardunculus var. scolymus (artichoke), 1759 nucleotides long. RefSeq lists its product as uncharacterized. The transcript is spliced from 8 exons. Bases 194 to 1642 code for a protein of 482 amino acids. Lineage: Eukaryota; Viridiplantae; Streptophyta; Magnoliopsida; Asterales; Asteraceae. The record is from RefSeq and is a predicted model, not a curated record.
CAACUUCUGUCUGGACUCAAUCCCCUUUCGUCGUUUCUAUACUUCCAUUUGAGUUCACCUGAUUCUUUUUUCAAAUUCACUAGAAAUUGGAAGAUCAUCAUCAUUUAGCUACUAGUAAUCAGCUGUUGAGGCUUCUAAUUGGUUGAAUUUCGUUUGGAAAUCGAGUUCCCAAUUGCAUUCUAGAUGAACCGGAAUGGAAGGGUUUGGUAGUGGUGGUGCCAGCAGCAGGAGAAUUACGAUGGCCAGCAGCAGUGGUAGUGGUAACAGUAGGCCGCUACCACAGUGCGGCGGUCGGAGGAGAGUAGUUGCUACGAAGAAGCGCGACCGGACCAACUUGCUAUCUGUCAACAACAGCGUCAACAAGAUUCAGAGGCGUGAGAUUUCUUCCAAACGCCACCGUUCCUUUUCUAACACCAAUUCCAUCCACCGGUUUAGGAACAUCCGCUUGACGGAGCAAUAUGAUACUCAUGAUCCCAAGGGACAUUCAUCAUUUGUAUUACCAUUCUUGAUGAAAAGGGCAAAGGUCAUUGAAAUAGUGGCAGCACGUGGUAUCGUAUUUGCCCUUGCAAGUUCUGGUGUUUGUGCAGCUUUUAGUAGAGAUACAAACAAGAGGAUAUGUUUUAUGAAUAUCUUUCCAGAUGAAGUCAUCCGUAGCUUGUUUUACAAUAAAAAUAACGAGUCACUAAUUACAGUAUCCGUAUAUGCUUCAGACAACUUCAGUUCACUGAAAUGCAGAUCAACACAAAUAGAAUACAUUCAAAGAGGCAAACCAGAUGCUGGUUUUCCUCUUUUUGAGUCCGAGUCCCUGAAGUGGCCUGGCUUUGUGGAGUUUGAUGAUGUCAAUGGGAAGGUACUUACCUACUCUGCACAAGAUAGCAUAUACAAGGUCUUUGACCUGAAGAAUUAUACACUCUUAUACUCUAUAGCAGACAAAAAUGUAGAAGAAAUCAAGAUCAGCCCUGGCAUCAUGUUAUUGAUUUUCAGUAGGGCUCUGAGCCAUGUUCCUCUUAAGAUACUAUCAAUAGAAGACGGCACAGUUCUAAAAGAUUUCAAUCAUUUACUUCAUCGGAAUAAGAAGGUGGAUUUUAUAGAGCAAUUCAAUGAAAAGCUUCUUGUUAAGCAAGAAAAUGAGAAUCUCCAGAUUCUUGAUGUACGCAAUGCUGAGGUAAAAGAAGUUGGUAGAACAGAAUUCAUGACCCCAUCCGCAUUUAUUUUUCUGUAUGAGAAUCAGCUGUUUCUAACAUUUAGAAAUCGAACUGUUUCUGUUUGGAACUUCCGAGGAGAGCUUGUGACAUCGUUUGAGGAUCAUGUACUAUGGCAUUCCGACUGCAAUACCAAUAACAUAUAUAUAACUAGUGAACAAGACCUUAUAAUUUCUUUCUGCAAGGAUGAUUCAGAUGAUCAAUGGACUGAUGGAAAAGCUGGUUCUAUUAACAUCAGCAACAUAUGGACUGGGAAACGCAUAGGUAAAAUAAACUCGAGCAAUGCAACUCCCAAUGAAGAUGAUAACCACCAAAGGAAGAUUGGAGGUAAUACGGUUGCAGAGGCUCUUGAAGACAUAACGGCCCUUUAUUAUGAUGAAGAAAGCAACGAGAUAUAUACAGGUAACAGUCAUGGUUUGGUUCAUGUUUGGUCUAACUGAAAUUAAUUAAAUAGCUUAUCAUGUGUGUAUUCUAAUGCUAUUGAUGCUAAAGAUGAAUAUGGUGUUAAUGUUCUUUAGUUGAUAUCUAUUGAGUAUGCAGAUUUGGUGGUUGACUUG